This is a messenger RNA of Lynx canadensis (Canada lynx), 1692 nucleotides long. It is a transcript of the gene TOX3, whose product is annotated as TOX high mobility group box family member 3. Gene Ontology annotation, biological process: regulation of transcription by RNA polymerase II. Lineage: Eukaryota; Metazoa; Chordata; Mammalia; Carnivora; Felidae. The transcript has 7 exons. The record is from RefSeq and is a predicted model, not a curated record. Gene Ontology annotation, molecular function: chromatin DNA binding. The coding region runs from base 1 to 1692 and encodes 563 amino acids. Gene Ontology annotation, cellular component: nucleus.
AUGGAUGUGAGAUUCUACCCCGCGGCGGCCGGGGACCCCGCCGGCCUGGACUUCGCGCAGUGUCUGGGGUACUACGGCUACAGCAAGUUUGGAAACAACAAUAACUACAUGAACAUGGCUGAGGCCAACAGUGCUUUCUUUGCAGCCAGUGAGCAGACAUUCCAUACGCCAAGCCUCGGGGAUGAGGAGUUUGAAAUCCCCCCUAUCACGCCUCCUCCAGAAUCAGACCCUGCCCUGGGCAUGCCCGAUGUUCUUCUACCCUUUCAAGGCCUCAGCGAUCCGUUGCCUUCCCAGGGAAGUGAAUUCACACCCCAGUUUCCCCCUCAAAGCCUGGAUCUUCCUUCCAUAACAAUCUCAAGAAAUCUCGUGGAACAAGAUGGCGUGCUUCAUAGCAGUGGGUUGCAUAUGGACCAGAGCCACACGCAAGUGCCCCAGUACCGUCAGGAUCACUCCUUGAUCAUGAGGUCCAUUGUCCACAUGACUGAUGCUGCUCGCUCUGGGAUCAUGCCUCCCACUCAGCUCACCACCAUCAACCAGUCUCAGCUCAGCGCCCAGUUGGGGUUAAAUCUGGGAGGCGCCAAUAUGCCUCACACGUCUCCUUCACCUCCAGCGAGCAAAUCAGCGACACCCUCCCCUUCCAGCUCCAUCAAUGAAGAGGAUGCUGAUGAAUCCAACAGAGCCAUUGGAGAGAAAAGAGCUGCUCCAGAUUCUGGCAAGAAGCCCAAGACUCCAAAGAAAAAGAAAAAGAAAGAUCCCAAUGAGCCCCAGAAGCCAGUGUCAGCAUAUGCCCUGUUUUUCAGAGACACACAGGCCGCAAUUAAAGGUCAAAACCCCAAUGCAACCUUUGGCGAGGUCUCGAAAAUCGUUGCAUCUAUGUGGGACAGCCUUGGAGAAGAACAAAAGCAGGUUUAUAAAAGGAAAACGGAAGCUGCCAAAAAAGAAUACCUGAAGGCCUUGGCUGCGUACAGGGCCAGCCUCGUUUCUAAGGCUGCUGCCGAAUCCGCAGAAGCCCAGACCAUUCGCUCCGUUCAGCAGACCCUGGCGUCCACCAAUCUGACAUCCUCGCUCCUUCUCAACCCUCCGCUGUCGCAGCACGGGACCGUAUCAGCCUCACCUCAGACUCUCCAGCAGUCGCUCCCCAGGUCCAUCGCCCCCAAACCCCUAACCAUGAGACUCCCCAUGAACCAGAUCGUCACGUCGGUCACCAUCGCCGCCAACAUGCCCUCGAACAUUGGGGCCCCGCUGAUAAGCUCCAUGGGGACGACCCUGGUGGGCUCGGCGUCCUCCGCCCAGGGGAGCCCUUCCGUGCAAACCCAGCAGCAGCACCUGCAGAGGCAGCAGCAGCAGCUCCAGCAGCACCAAAUGCAGCAGCAGCUCCAGCAGCAGAUGCAGCAGCAGCAUUUCCAGCACCACCUGCAGCAGCACCUGCAGCAGCAGCAGCAGCACCUGCAGCAGCAGCUCAGCCAGCAGCAGCUGCAGCAGCAGCUCCAGCAGCAGCUCCAGCUGCAGCAGCUGCAGCAGCACAUGCAGCACCCGCCUCAGCCCUCUCCUCGGCAGCCCUCCCCGGUCACCUCCCAGAUGACGUCCCCCAUCCCCGCCAUCGGGAGCCCGCAGCCAGCCUCUCAGCAGCACCAGUCACAGAUACAGUCUCAGCCACAGACUCCGGUGUUGUCCCAGGUCAGUAUUUUCUGA